AUGGGUUGCACUUGUUGGAGGGGAUCGCUAUCGAGAAUUCUUGACCACGCGAGCCCCUUCCAUGAGCCCCGAGAAGUAGGCUCUAAAACUGCUGCAUCUACUUCGAGUACUAACCAUGGCGUUAUGUUGCCUGGUAGCAUCCUUGCUGGCAUGGGUAGUAGUCAAGGCAGCUUAUGGGCGAGCUAUGCCUGGGGGUGAAGACAUCAAACGACAGUGUCGGAGGAGGAGGUACUUGGCGGGCUGGGUCCUACAACAUGGCGCUCUCUGGAGGUGGUAGGAGAAGGUGGUCUAAGAAUAGAUCAAAAGCAGACGAUGGC
Messenger RNA from Amoebophrya sp. A25, 317 nucleotides. Lineage: Eukaryota; Dinophyceae; Syndiniales; Amoebophryaceae. The record is from the annotation of a GenBank genome assembly.